Saccostrea cuccullata (small rock oyster) is the source of this 2051-nucleotide messenger RNA. RefSeq lists its product as uncharacterized. NCBI's taxonomy places the organism in Eukaryota, Metazoa, Mollusca, Bivalvia, Ostreida, Ostreidae. The coding region runs from base 159 to 668 and encodes 169 amino acids. The transcript has 6 exons. The record is from RefSeq and is a predicted model, not a curated record.
CCUCCAAUGGAAGGCUUGUUAUGACCGCGUUCCCUGGUUACCGUUCUGCUGCUAAAGCUCACCAGCGUAGAUGGACAAGGAGAUUGAAGACACAAGCAGCAGGAAGCUGUAGUCCAGAGCUCUGUUGAUUACUGAUAUUACCUGACUCUGUCUUCAUCAUGAAUGAGAUGAAAUACCAAAUGGCUUUUUUCUUGACGGCAGCGUUUGUCAUAUCAACAGCACUUGCUUCAACCACAGAGGCAGUGACAGAGACAUCAACGGAAACAACCUCCUCAGCAGGAGCAACUUCAGCAGAAACAACUACUACCAUGGAAGCUACGACCACUGCGACAAGAAAUAUUUCCUGUCAUGAGUAUACCUGCAAGUACGAUGGUUGCAUACAAAACGCAACUGUUCACAAUGCAACGGCCACUUGCUACACACCUGGUUACUGUUUUGGGAGAUUAACGUAUAAUUCCACAUACUGGAAGGAGGAACUUGGCUGUGAAACUACUACAAGCGGCUGCUUAACAACUGCUCAUAAUAAUAACGGUGGACGGAGAAUAUGUUGUACCAGUCACGGAUGUAACUCUAUUGAUGGCUUAAAGCUGCAAUCUACGUCACCGGGUCUCUCCUACUCUUUAGGGGUCGUUUUGUCCUGCCUUCUUUUGUGUUUAGCCAGAUUUUAGGUCCUUUCUUUGAUACAUCGAUUUAACACUGACAUUUUUCUCUCAAACUAUUAUCCAGUGAAUCUUUGUUAACUAAAUAAAAUUUAUGUGUAAAUAUUAUUAUACCGUAAAUCUGGAAAUUGAUACGUCGAUUUUAUUUUGCGAAUUCGGGUCAAAAUGCUGUUGAUUAAUUUUUACGUUUCAAAAUUUUGCGAAUGACCAUUGCUUUGUUUACAUUUUUAUUGGCGAUUUAUUUCUAAGAAGAAUAUUUUUGCGAAUGCAAUGCAUUCGCAAAGCUAAAAAAUUAUCUACAGCAAAAUUUUCCAGAUUUACGGUAAGUAUUUAAUGAAAAGCAUACAGUAAACUACCCCUUGAAUACCGAACUCAAAUUGUAAAUACAAAUGUACUGAUGAUCUAUUUAUUUAUUUAAACUUUUAUUAAUAUUUGUAUUAUUCGUGUAUUUAUUUGAUUUUCGCAGAUAAAAUUAUGUGUAUAAAGGAUGAAAUGUAUAUUUUGUAUUGGGUACGAUUGACUUUGCUUUGAAAUCCAAUACAAGUAAAGAAAAAAAAAGAAUACUUUCCAUUGGUAACAUCUUUUAUGUACAUAUCUCAAGCGGAAAGUAAUUUAGAACAUUUUUGUUAUAUUUUGUCAAAUUUGAUCUUUUUCUUUUAAGGUUUUUGCGAAAUCUGUUUGUAAUCAAUAAUAUUUUAUUUAUUAUUACAAUAUUUAAAGAUUCCCGAUCUGUUUGAUGAAGUGUGUACGUUUGUGUCGCACUGAAAAUGUAUGACGGAGUCUUAGGAGCGUGUAAUUAUGUAUUAAAUAAAGUACGUCAUUGUCACACUGGAAAUAUAUGACGCAAUCAAAUACAUCUAGUACAUAUGUUUGAUUAUGAAUUAGUUAGCACAUCAAAAUCAAUAAAGUAUGUUUAAAUCAAAAUAUGUGUCCCAGAGACAAAGUUUUAUAUACAUGUAUAUGGAUUUCUGAAUAUUAUUUUCAGAAAUUUAUGUAACAAACUGUAUUUUAAUUAGAGUUUUUGUAUAGAAUUGUGCAACGAUAUGAAUAAUUUUUUUUUGCUAUUUGAAGUACUCAGAUAUAUUCAAUGUGAAAGAAAGCUGUCUGAUGAAAUAUUUUAAAUUUGUUACGGAAAUUCAAAUGCAUUUAUUAACUGUUCGAUAUUCUCCUUUUCAUUUAUCAACUUUCACAUUUUUGUAAAUAACUUUCCCCCCAAAAUACAUGGAUUUUAUUUUCGUUAAAAAUCCAAAAGAUUAUGUACAAAUUAAAGUUACAUUUGUAAGAAAAAAUUGAUUACGUAUAAUAUUUUUUUUCUUUAAAAGAUACGCUGAAUAAAAUUCAUCAAAGCACUUUUAAUGUAAUUACUUUUGGAAAUAAAUUUUGCAUUUGUAA